Messenger RNA from Strongylocentrotus purpuratus (purple sea urchin), 2579 nucleotides. RefSeq lists its product as uncharacterized. NCBI's taxonomy places the organism in Eukaryota, Metazoa, Echinodermata, Echinoidea, Camarodonta, Strongylocentrotidae. The record is from RefSeq and is a predicted model, not a curated record. Bases 55 to 2547 code for a protein of 830 amino acids. The transcript has 5 exons.
ACAGAUGUGACUGCACAGGCUAUUCAUGAAUCCGUGGCAGAGAAGAUACGCAAUAUGCGGAAGAGCAGGAAGAAAACAGACUUGAUGGUAAAACGUCAUAUGAUACCGUCCAAGCGCAUUUGCAGAAAAUACAAAUGCCAGACGGUCUUGUGCAAGAAUCUGGGGAUUACAUCCAAAUGUCUACGACCAAAAUCAACAUGUAAACCACAUAGUCGCCCUUCCCAAAUACCAGCAGAAACGAGGGACACUGUCCAGAGAUUCUACCAAGAGAAUGCUACAACCCUCCCGGACAAGAAAUUCGUAAGCAAAAGAUCUAAAAAAGCAUGCGCCUUCCUGACGAUGACAGUGAGGGGUUUGUUUGCAAAGUUCCAGAAGGAAAACCCUGCAAUGAAAGUUGGGCUGUCUACGUUUGCAGCCCUGAAGCCCACCCAUGUCAAGCACCGACAUUUGAUCACUUACAGAGGUUGUCUGUGUGAAUACUGUCAAAAUGUGGAACUAAAAAUGGCAGCCAUCAACAAACUGGCAAAUCAUUCCAUCUUCAAGGACAUUUACAACUUUAAUGCUGCAACCCUAUGCGAGAGGGCAGACAACCAGCCAUUCCACAAGCUACCCUGCAUCCAGAGACAGUGUGGGAAUUGUGGCACAUCAAAGCUUGAUGCAGUGUUGGAUCUGGAUGUGCUGAAGCAUAAGGGAAAUGUGGAAUGGAAAAAAUGGGCAAGAGAGACCAAGGAAGAAAAUGGGAAGAAGACAUCAAGAAUGGUUCUAGGGAGAAAAGAAGGCCCAUUGGAGGAGAUGUUGCAAGAGUUGAAGAUCGAAGCAGCAGCACUCUCAGAGCACCUAUUCACGGCAUCUUGGCAGAGUCGGGAAUUCUUGCGGGUGUCAAAGUCUCCACCAAGCAGAAGUGUGGUAAUGGUAUUAGACUUUGCGGAAAACUAUUCGUGCAGAUUUCAGGAUGAAGUGCAGGCUGUGCACUGGGGACACGAUUCUGCAACAAUACACCCCAUUGUUGGGUAUUAUAAAUGCCCUGAUUGCACAGAAACUGUAACAGAGUCAAUGAUCAUGAUUACGAAGGACAAUGUUCAUGACUUCAAUGCAGUACAGCAGUUCACUUCCUUUGCUGUGGAACAUAUCAAGAAGAAGGUUCCGAACAUCAACAGGAUCAUUCGGUUCUCGGAUGGGGCAGCUUGCCAAUACAAGUCCCGUGGACCAUUCCUUGACAUUUCUUAUGGAAAGGAGGACCACCAACUUGGGUUUCAACAUGAAUACUUUGGCAGCAGGCAUGGCAAAGGACCCAGUGAUGGAGAGAGUGGCGUGGUGAAGCGAUUAGCUACGGAUGCAGUCAUGUCUGGCACAGAGAUCAUCGCUAAUGCCAAAGAUUUCUUCAACUUCAUCGAACGCACGGCAACCCUACCUAAGGAACAAGAGGAUGAUGGCAGUAAAUGCACCCAUUUCUGUAGGAAAGCAUUCUGGAUUGAGAAGAUAGAUCGAGACAGGAAACGACAAGCACUGAAAACAAUUCAGGGAACACGACGUCUUCACAGCAUCUUAUCUGUUCGGCCUAAUGUCAUCAAAGUCAGAGAACUCUCAUGUUUCUGCAAUGGAUGCGAAGAGGGCAAGCAGGCAUGCUCCAACAAAGAUUACGUGCAGCAGUAUGUUGUCAGAAGGAUUGCAACUGGACCUGUAGAUGGGAUGAAGCCCACCUCUAGAGCAAAAGCAGAUGCCAAAGAAUCAAGAAAUGAUCCUGAAGGGAAAAAGGAGCAGAAAGCAAGAAAGGACACUGACAGAAGAAAGAAGCAGGAAGCACGAAAGGACACUGAAGGAAGAAAGAAGCAGGAAGCAAGAAAGAACACUGAAGGAAGAAUGGAGCAGGAAGCAAGAAAGGACACUGUAGAUGGUAUGAAGCCCACCUCUAGAGCAAAAGCAGAUGUCAAAGAAUCAAGAAAUGAUCCUGAAGGGAAAAAGGAGCAGAAAGCAAGAAAGGACACUGACAGAAGAAAGAAGCAGGAAGCACGAAAGGACACUGAAGGAAGAAAGAAGCAGGAAGCAAGAAAGAACACUGAAGGAAGAAUGGAGCAGGAAGCAAGAAAGGACACUGUAGAUGGUAUGAAGCCCACCUCUAGAGCAAAAGCAGAUGUCAAAGAAUCAAGAAAUGAUCCUGAAGGGAAACGGGAGCAGGAAGCAAGAAAGGACACUGAAGGAAGAAUGGAGCAGGAAGGAAGAAUGGAGCAGGAAGCAAGAAAGGACACGGAAACGAGAAUGGACAUCAAAGUUGGCAGCUUUGUCGCAGUGAAGGCAGGCAGACAGAAGUGGUAUGCAGGGCUUAUCACACAAGUUGACGGAGAUGAAGGGGACGUCCGUUUUUUGCACCGACCACCAGGUGCUGACUACUACAUAUGGCCCACUGAGGUAGAUUCGUCUUGGCUGAGAAUCGACAAAGUCCUCCCAAUUUCUCCUCCCACUGUGUCAUCGAGAGGGCUGCGGCGAUGGGCAGAUGAGGAGCUAAAUCGUAUUGACAUCCAAAUCAGGGCUUUAGAUUUCGAGGCAUAAAGUUUUGCCAUCUCACUGAGAGGCGAAUGCUU